Messenger RNA from Carica papaya (papaya), 4696 nucleotides. The record is from RefSeq and is a predicted model, not a curated record. NCBI's taxonomy places the organism in Eukaryota, Viridiplantae, Streptophyta, Magnoliopsida, Brassicales, Caricaceae.
UCAUCCUUGCCGAUUGUACCACCUUUCUGUUAGUCCAGACCGUAUACGAUUAAAUCCCUCGCUGCUACAUUUUUCUGGUAAACCUCCCUAAAGCCCCUGCAGCGAGAAGACCUGCCAUAACCAAACCGUCAUGAAUGAAGAGAUUCGCUCGCGCACUCUCUCAUUCUAAGCCCUCCAUCAAAACCUUAAUCACUCAAAAUCUCUACUCGCAAGCCUUCAAGUAUUCGCUUUCUUCUCUUAAUCCUCUCCUCACCGACAAUGUGUAUUCCCUUUUUAUCAAGUCAGGCUGUCCCCUUGACCCCUUCUUAUCUGCCACUCUCAUCUCUCACUUCUCCAGAAAUGGAGAUUUCGCUCGAGCCCUCGCCUUCCUUUCAGAUACCCAAAACCCCGACACCGUCACCUACAACGCCCUCAUUUCUGGGUUUGCCCGUUUUCGACGAUCUGCAGGUGUUUUUGAGUUGUUUGAUGAUAUGAGAUAUCUUGGUUUGCGGCCUGAUGUGUACACACUCAGUUCUUUGGUUAGGGGCUGUGAUGGUUUGGAUGAGAAUGAGAUUGCGCACGGGAUUUGUUUGAGGACGGGACUUGGUAAUGAGGGGUUCGUGGUAAGCGGGUUGAUUGAGAAUUACACCAAAAACGGGGACUUAGAGUCGGCCGAGAAGUGUUUUGCCAAUUGUUUGCGCGUUGAUAAUGUGGUUUGUACAUCUAUGAUCUGUGGAUAUGUUAGGAAUGGGAAGUUUGGGAAUGGUAAAAAUAUUUUUUCAGGGAUUACGCGUUUGGGUUUGCAGUUGAACGAAUUUAGCUUGACUGGUGUUCUUGGGGCGUUGGAUAACGUGAGAGAAGGGGAGCAGAUUCAUGCACUUGGCCUUAAGAUGGGUUUGUUGAACGGUAGUUCAAUUCAUUUGAACAAUGCAAUCAUGAGUAUGUAUUCCAGGUGUUGUAGUAGAUUUGAUGCUGUUAAGAUGUUUGAUGAAAUUAUUGAACCGGAUAUUGUUUCUUGGACCGAGAGGAUAGGUGCUGCUUUUGAUGGCGAGGAAGCUUUGGAAUGGUUUAAGAUUUUGCGUCUAAGAGAUCUUGAGAUGAAUGAGUACACAAUCAUCAAUGUUUUAUCUGCAGUUGCAGGCAAUAAAAUAUUGGUGGUUGGGAGACAAGUUCAAGCACUUUGUCAUAAGUCAGGGUGUUUGCAUAUGGUUUCUGUUAGCAAUGCUUUGAUAACUUUGUAUGGGAACUGUGGAGAGAUGAAUGAUGCAAGUUGCAUGUUUAAUGAGAUGGUUUAUCGUGACUCUGUUUCUUGGAAUUCUCUUGUUGCUGGGUAUGCUGGAAAUGGAUUUUGUGGUCAAGCUCUUGAAAAAUUUUCUCAGAUGCGUCAAUUUUCUCUUCAACCCGAUAACUAUACAGUAGCUAGCAUUCUUGAAGCAGUGUCCAACUUCAAUUGUCUAAAGCUGGCAAUGCAAACACAUUCAUAUAUAAUUAAAUAUGGAUUUUUGUUGGAUGAUUCCAUUGUGUCUUGCUUGAUAACAACAUAUGGGAAGUGCAAUGGGAUCAAUGAAUCGAAAAUGAUAUUUUUUGAGAUUGAUGAAAUGAAUGUGGUACAUAUUAACGCAAUGACAAGUGCUUUGCUUAAUUCUCAUUGUCAUCAAGAUGCUAUGCAUUUGUUUCAAACCACAUGGAACUCCAACCUUAAGAUAGACAGCAGAACUUUCAGUACUGUGCUUAAAGCUUGUGCUGCUGUAACUGAUCUGGAUCGAGGGAGAGCAAUUCAUUCCCUAACUCUAAAAUCCGGAUUACAUCAGGACAACUUUGUUGUCACUGCUGUCAUUGACAUUUACUGCAAGUGUGGCAGCAUAGAUGAUGCAGAGAAAGCAUUCAGGAGUGCAUCUGAAGAAAAUUUGGCUGCUUGGAAUUCAAUUAUUUUGGGAUAUGCGCAACAUGGUCGCCAUUGCAAAGUUCUUGAGCUCUUCCGCUGUUUGUUAAUAUUUGGAAUUAAACCUGAUGAAAUAACUUAUCUUGGGCUUCUUAUGUCAUGUUGCCAUUCUGGGCUUGCGAGAGAGGCACAGACUUUCAUAAACUCUAUGUUUGAAAUUCAUGGAUUAACCCCAGAAUUAGAACACUAUGCUUGCAUGGUUGAUCUGCUUGGUCGAGUAGGACGCUUGGAAGAUGCAAAGGCCACCAUAGAUCACAUGCCAAUUCCACCGGAUGCUCAUAUAUGGCAAAUUCUUCUAUCAGCUUGUCACAUGCAUGGAGAUGUUCACCUGGGGAGACUUGCAGCAAGUCAACUUCUUGAGAUGCAGCCUGAUAAUGAAUCUGCCUAUCUUCUUCUUUGCAAUCUCUAUGCUUCAGCUGGUUUGUGGGAUGCUAUUGGGAAGUUGAGAAAGGAAAUGAAAGAAAAAGUAUUAUGUAAAGAACCUGGUUCCAGUUGGAUUCAGAUAGGAGGAUUCAUGUAUUACUUUUUUGCUCAUGAUGCAUCCCAUCCUGAGAGUAAAAAUAUAUUUGCAGAGCUGAUAAAGUUAUAUGACCAGAUGCUUCUGGCCCCAAAAUUGCAACAGGAUAGCAUUUUUCUCUUAUAUGAUGGCACUGGCAACUAGAGCAAGUUAAUUUCAAGGGCUGACGAAUGAUUCCAGUGCCAAAAUUUGCUUUGUUGACCAAUUAAUUCCACUUUGCUUUUGAUGUAAAGGUAAAUAUUCAAUUAGAAGGACAUUGUCGGGAUAGGACCAUGUUUUGAGAUACAUAAAAAUCUGUGCUCGCCUAAGUUACUUUCCAAUUCGAUACAAAUUCAUGACAGGUACUAUUUUUAUCAUUUUGUAUCUAAGUUCUUGUUUCUAUAUUAGAAAUACUAUUUGCUUUUCAACCAUAGAAGUAAAAAAUAUUUCAUAAUACAGGACUUCAAAAAAUUGAGCUUUAGAUAAGUGUUUUCAAUCUUUAUGUUCCUGGUUAAUUAGAAGCAGUAAUAUGAAAAGUUAAAACUUUCUAUUUGGAGAUAUCAAGGGACUGUAACUGUGAUGACCAUCCUGCUAUUUUGGUGGUUGAUUACUUCCUAGUCUUCUGUGUUCCAAUAGGGUUCAUCAGGUUAUUCUUUUUUUCUUUUUAAGAGAGCAAGUGGACUCUACCUAAAUCGUAUUACUUGUAUUUAUGGUUUUGGUUUGAGAAGUUUUUAAAUGCCAAUGAUGGUGUACGUUGGAAGUAGGUUUGCAAGUAUUUGUUCAUCGGUGAGUUUGUUCUUUUAAUAAUUACAGAGUUUUCAUUAUUUUUUCCUUAAUAAAUUCCUAUACAAAUUCUUGCACAAGGAUUAGUUUGAUUGGAAGAAAGUUAUUUUCCUGCAGUUUCAAAUUAAUUUUUGGAAUGGAUUUGUUGCAGAAUUUAACAUUCAAGUGGUGUGCUUGCAAUUAUUUUGCUGUUGCAUAGCAUUACUCUGGGAUAAAUUUGUGAAAGUGGAAUUCGGCCAUAUGUUCCUGAUGAGAAAGAAGGGUCAGAACUGCUGCCGAACAAGUAGAAUUUGUGAAAGGGCCCAUUGUAUGAAAAUAGUGUGAGUAGGAAUUGUGACUCAUAUCGAGUUUGGGGUGUUACAAGUGGUAUCAGAGCCCACGUUCCUAAAACUAUCCCUUAUGCAAGAGGGUUGUAAAAUAAGACGUGGACAACCUCUAGCGAGGCAACAUUUCAAUUAUAUGUCCUUACGGGAACACAUUGAUCGGUUGUAUCAUAUGGUAGAGGAGCUUGUCAAUCAGCUUAGAGAAGGGAUACCUUGUCCUCUCCCAAUAUCGGUUCCACAUAAUCCAAAAUCACUCGUUAUGGAUUCAAAUUGUCAUUAGAAGUUUAUGAGACUUAAUCCUACUACCUUCGCUGAUACAAAAAAUUUUAUUGAAGUUGAAGGAUGGUUGAAGGCAGUUGAAAAGACAUUUCGAGUUUUGGGGGUGACUUCUGAGUAGAAAGUAAUUCUUGCGACAUACCUACUUGUAGGUGAAGCUAAUCGUUGGUGAGAAUUCAGACAGACCACUUUACCUGCUCCCAUCACCUGGGAACAGUUUUUGGGGGCGUUCAACGCCGAAUAUUUCCUACACGACUUCGACAUUAGAAGAAGUUGGAAUUUAUGCAGUUAACUCAAGGGAACUUGUCGGUAGUUGAGUAUGCUCGGAGAUUCACUGAAUUGACUCGUUUUGCUCCGGCAAUUCUGACUGAUGAAGAAUAAAGGGCAAGAAAGUUCCAGUGGAGGCUAUGUCCAGAAAUUCUAGAUUCUCUUGCAGUUUUAGAACUGAAUACUUAUGAUGAAGUCUUAGAAAAAACAGAGAUAGUGGAAAGCAGACUUAGGGGUUCAUCCUCAAGAGCAGACAGUUCUAGACUACCUAUACCUCCGAGAAGGCCGACUCCAGUGGUUGGUUCACAAGAUAAAAAGCCUACAAUGACAACAGAAAUUUCUCCUAGACCAACAUCAGCACCUGGUAAGGCACUGACUUGCCGUACUUGCAGGAAGAAUAAUGGUAAUUAGCCAUGUCAUUGUGUUACUCGAUCCUAUUUCAAGUGUGGUAGUCAACAACAUUUGAUUCGCAAUUGCUCACUUAUGAAGGAAUAGAUGGAAGCUUCAAGACGGGGACGAAUGUAUACCCUUACUGCAUCAGAUGCUGAAGCAAAUGCAGACAUCGUCCAAAAUAUGUAUCAUGUCUCUAAAAAACUUAGAUAGGGUGUUAAUAGAUCCUGGUUCUACACA